This is a messenger RNA of Drosophila sulfurigaster albostrigata, 1557 nucleotides long. RefSeq names its product ADP-ribosylation factor-like protein 6 (gene Arl6). Gene Ontology annotation, biological process: vesicle-mediated transport; cilium assembly; protein localization to cilium. The transcript has 3 exons. Gene Ontology annotation, cellular component: cytoplasm; axoneme. The coding region runs from base 267 to 989 and encodes 240 amino acids. Gene Ontology annotation, molecular function: GTPase activity; GTP binding. The record is from RefSeq and is a predicted model, not a curated record. NCBI's taxonomy places the organism in Eukaryota, Metazoa, Arthropoda, Insecta, Diptera, Drosophilidae.
UCAAGCAUUUCUAGAAAAUAAAUACAAAUCAAACUAGCUGCUAAGAAACAUUUCAAUAAAUACUAAAGUCGAUGACCGAAUUAGUCACCUUCAAAAAUAAAACAACCUUUGGUACGAAUAUAUUGUAAAAUGAGUCCUUAGAACGUAAUUCGUAUGUCUGACAUUGACUGCGAGAACCUUUCGCAUUGAAAGAGUCCUAAUAAAUCGAUGGAUGUCCCGAAGGCGUUACCUUGGUAACCAAACGUACUUUAAAUCGCCAAAGCCAAAUGAAAAUUGUUAGCAUUAUAUUGUUUUUUUUUGUAGCUGCGAGCGAAUACGACAUGGGAAUGCUUAAUAAUUUGGCAGAUUUAAUCAAAGUGAAGAAGGAUAAAAUGACAAUAUUGGUGCUGGGCCUAAAUAACAGUGGCAAAUCGACAAUAGUGAAUCACUUCAAGAAAUCAAAUGAACAGUCUGCAAUAAUGGUGCCAACAGUUGGCUUUCUGGUCGAACAAUUUUACACCAUGGGCGUGAGUAUAAAGGCCAUGGAUAUGUCCGGCGCUACACGCUACAGAAACCUGUGGGAACAUCAGUUCAAGAACUGUCAAGGCAUUAUUUACGUUAUUGACUCUAGUGACAGAAUGCGAUUCGUUGUUGUUAAAGACGAACUGGAUCUGGUGCUACAGCAUCCAGAUCUUUGCAAUCGCACAGUGCCCAUACUAUUCUAUGGCAACAAAUCAGAUCUCGAGGAUUCGCUGUCCAAUGUCAAAAUUGCAGCAGGUAUGUUGCUUAGCUGUGUACAAAUGGAUUUGAUGCUCAAUUCAACACGAUUCAUUUUAGCCUUGGGACUGGAUAAUAUCAAGGACAAACCAUGGCACAUCUGCUCCAGCAACGCCAUCUCUGGUGAAGGCUUGGACGAGGGAGUUCAGUGGUUGGUGCAACAAAUUCGCUUCGCAGUGCUAAGCCAUAGAAAAGGCAGCAAGUCCAAGCAUAACGCCAAGAGCAAUAAAUAAAAUACUUAAUGUUUGUGUAAACUUUCAACUUAAACUUGUAGUUUUUCAUUAAUUUUGACCGAUGCGCCGGCGGCUUUAUUAUAGAAUUCAUCUUAUAAAAACACCCAGUUGAAUGUGAGCUUAUUUCUUGCUGUUCAGGAUGAUACCAUCGUAUUUCUGUUGGAACCAUUUCAUGGCAUCCUCCUUCGUCAGACGGUGAGGGAAGCCAACGGUGCCGGACUUGCGUUUCCUGUGCGCCACGUUGUAUCCUAAAAAGCACAUAAAGAUGUAUUAAUAAAGGUGGAUUAACAUCAAUAGAAUUAAGCAUUGAAAGAGAAACUGUCGACUUGGUACCGUUUAAAUUCACAUGCAAGCGAAUUUAUUUAAGCACCACUUCUUUGCUUUGCGCACAGUUACUGAGCAUCAAUUUCGUGUUGGAAAAAGAUACCUAAUUAAAUGCACAAUUGUUGUGAUUGUAUCAAUUCAUAUGCUUACCUGGACGGCCCAGAACGACGUAGAAGUCCAGACCAUAGAUACCGAUUGAGGGAUCGUACUUGAUACCCAAAUCAAUGUGUUCCUGGAUGCCAAA